GCGGCGCUGAGUCCAGCCCCGUUGCCACCGAGUGCCGGGGCCGCUUCCUUCGCGACGCGGAAGUGCGAGUCACAUAAUCUCAGGGAGAGGAGACGUGAAUUAGGAGCCGCAAGCAGGCAGGUUUGUGACGGGGACACGAUGGCAACGAUGGACGGGCUGAAGUGUGCGUUGGCAGCGAGCGGCGACGAUGCGGCAGCUUCAUCUGGAAGGAAGAAAGUUGCCAUCAUCACCGGCAUCACUGGGCAGGAUGGCUCAUAUUUAGCGGAGUUUCUGCUAGAAAAAGGCUACGAGGUGCACGGCAUCGUACGUCGAUCUAGUUCUUUCAACACUGGGCGUAUAGAGCAUUUGUACAAGGAUCCUCACACGCACAUAGAAGGGAAUAUGAAGCUGCACUACGGGGACCUCACCGACAGCACAUGCCUUGUGAAAAUCAUCAAUGAAGUGAAGCCCACUGAAAUCUACAACUUGGGCGCACAGAGUCACGUUAAGAUCUCCUUUGACCUGGCAGAAUAUACUGCUGAUGUUGACGGUGUUGGCACUCUGAGAUUAUUGGAUGCCGUUAAAACCUGCGGCCUUAUAAAUACUGUGAAGUUCUACCAAGCCUCUACCAGUGAACUCUUUGGCAAAGUGCAGGAAAUUCCACAGAAGGAAACUACUCCUUUCUAUCCUCGAUCACCAUAUGGGGUAGCCAAGCUUUACGCCUACUGGAUUGUGGUGAACUUCAGGGAGGCUUACAACCUUUUUGCUGUCAAUGGCAUUCUAUUCAAUCAUGAAAGUCCAAGAAGAGGGGCUAAUUUCGUAACUCGGAAAAUUAGUCGGUCAGUGGCUAAGAUUCACCUCAGACAGCUGGAUUGUUUUAGUUUGGGCAAUCUGGAUGCCAAGAGAGACUGGGGUCAUGCCAAGGACUACAUUGAGGCAAUGUGGUUGAUGAUACAACAGGAUGAACCAGAAGAUUUCAUUAUAGCCACUGGUGAAGUACACAGUGUUCGAGAAUUUGUUGAAAAAUCCUUCAAUCAUAUUGGCAAGACCAUUGUCUGGGAAGGUCAAGGUAGAAAUGAAGUGGGAAAGUGUAAGGAAACUGACCAAGUGCAUAUAAAAGUGGAUCCCAAGUACUACAGACCCACUGAAGUGGAAUUCCUGCAAGGAGAUAGCACCAAAGCCCUGCAGAAGCUGGGGUGGAAACCGAAAGUUUCAUUUGAGGAACUGGUGAAGGAGAUGGUGGAUGCUGAUAUCGCUCUGAUGAAGUGCAAUCCGAAGGCAUGAGGACGGAUUCUAUUCCACGGAGAAGAGACGCGACACCUCUUCGUUGGACUAAAGAUGAAAUGCAACAAAUGAAAAAGCAAUGAUCUACGCUUCAAAUGAGCAGGGGAGAGGGAAUCAUAUUUAUAACGUGAUUGGUUCUUAAACGGCGGGUUGAAUUAUGUACUAUGAUUUAAAAAUAUUGCAAAUGAAUCACAGUAAUGGCUGGUGAGAACUGCUGGAACGAUGACAAUUUGAUUAUUUUAAUUUUGCCUUUAAUAUUGAAACUUCUUUAUAAACUGGGUGUUGUCGUAAAUGAGAUUCUGGAGUAACCGUGAUUUUUUUUAACGUUCUACAUUAAAUAAGAUGUUUAAAAUCGACCAAUUCCUGAAAAUGACUUCUUCCUCAUUAAAAGAUGACUGUGCUGAUUUCAAA
This is a messenger RNA of Amblyraja radiata (thorny skate), 1674 nucleotides long. It is a transcript of the gene gmds, whose product is annotated as GDP-mannose 4,6-dehydratase. The transcript has 11 exons. Lineage: Eukaryota; Metazoa; Chordata; Chondrichthyes; Rajiformes; Rajidae. Gene Ontology annotation, molecular function: GDP-mannose 4,6-dehydratase activity. The record is from RefSeq and is a predicted model, not a curated record. The coding region runs from base 139 to 1263 and encodes 374 amino acids. Gene Ontology annotation, biological process: 'de novo' GDP-L-fucose biosynthetic process.